AGCGUACUCUUUUCCAAACACCCACUCACUAUAUCGUGGCUAACACUAGAGGCAGUGGCUGAUCUCGUGAUUGCCUUCGCUAUGUCAUAUUUCCUCCAGAAGCGUCGCACAGGAUUUCGGCGGAUGGACACAGUGUUACGGAAGUUAACAGCAUAUGCCAUAAGCACUGGCCUACUAACUGGCAUUCUGGCGCUGGCUAUCAUGUUGUCUGUUGGGUUCCACAGCCCCCAAUUUAUCCCCAUGAGUUUCGUCUUUGUGCUCGGAGGCGUCUAUACUACAUCCCUCUUAGCAAAUUUACAUUCGCGCUCGAGACUCUGGAGAGAGAACGGGAUUUCAAUAGAGUUGUCCCACUUUCCUUGCAAGAUACCCAAUAAUACAAUUGCCGUGACUCAGCACGUAGAAGGGGACCAUUCGGACGAAGGCACACGUGAGCAGAUUCAGGUCUUUGGUGUCGCCAGCCGAAAUUUAGGUGGGGCGAUCGAGUAAUUUGAAUCCAAAUCUCGGUGUGCCAGCAAGUACAGCGAGACUCUGCCCAGUAUCUUUAUUGAAAGAUUGGUCAUGGAAAGAUAGAAGUAGUGCAUGCAUGAGCUCGAUGGAGCAACGUUCUAUGUAAUAGAUGAUGGGUCUCAGACGAG
Molecule: messenger RNA, 635 nt
Organism: Cantharellus anzutake
Lineage: Eukaryota; Fungi; Basidiomycota; Agaricomycetes; Cantharellales; Hydnaceae
Exons: 8
Coding region: 82-486 (134 amino acids)
Source: RefSeq, a predicted model, not a curated record